CGCAUGUCAUUGGUCUGUUUCACAUGUCUGCUGAUGUGCCCGGUUAGGGUGUUUGUAGAUUUCGUAACCAGACAUUGUUUGUCAUCUGUGUUCCAAUACUGUUGUUUAUGUCGGCUCGUUUCAACGUUGUCACUAGGAGCUUCCUGGAGCCCAACUAACCGCAUUCAAACAGGGCGGAAACUGAUCCACACGUCGCUACCAUUUCAUAUAUAUACCUGGCUAACAGAAGCUAACGUUAGCUAACUGCUCAGUCGGUAUAGGUUACUUGCUAGAAUGGGUGAGGAAAUUAACGACAUUAAUGCAUGCAGUUGUCCUGCUAAUGCCACCGGUGUUGAAGAGAACGGCGAAACAGUAGAAGGUGGUGUAAAAUGUUACACAUUAGAAGAAGUAAGACUACAUAAUAUGAGCAAUGACACGUGGCUCAUAAUUCACGAUAAAGUAUAUGACAUCUCAAAAUUCCUUGAAGAGCAUCCAGGAGGUGAGGAGGUUCUGCUGGAGCAGGCAGGUGCAGAUGCCACAGAGAGCUUUGAGGAUGUGGGUCAUUCCACAGAUGCCAGGGAGAUGCUCCAGCAGUACCUUAUAGGAGAGCUUCACAUGGAUGACAGAAAAAAGGAGGCAACAAAGCAGUGUGAAGGAGAAGCAACGUCAGGAGAGUCCAGCUCCUGGAUCACAUGGUUGAUACCUGUUAUUGCUGCUACUGUUGUUGGCAUAGUGUGUCGCUACUACAUGUUUGAACACAAAUCCUCUUGAGUGCUGGCAUCCUGCUUCCAUUUCAUUAUUUUCAUCUGGAGGCCUUGAAAUGUUUGACCAAAACCUCCCCACACUGAACGCAUGCAAUUAGGAGUGUGUGAAUCCUCUGCAACAAGAAAAGGAGGGGAACAGUUUGAUAAAGUACUUCUGUCCUUGUCCGUUUACAUAGAGUGCACCAAAUAGACAGCUGGGCGGAGACUUUAUUAGAUUGUCUGCCUUCAGUUUCUUUGUAUCUCAUUGUCAGUAUGCCUGUUGUCGUACAUGUUAAAUGUUGUCUUUAACUUAAACAUUCAUAUGCAUUUGUUCCAGUUUGGUUUCUGUAUGCUCACUAACCAUUUGCCUACUCAGAGAAAGUUUUCUUUUUUUAACAGCCUGCUAUACACACACAUCAUUACAUGGACUGGCUAAGUGGAAAUAUUGAAAGAGCUGUUAGUAUGCAGAAUGGGGAUUAAAAUCAAGUUGAUAAUUACUGGUGACCUUUCUACCUUUUACACUGAAUUAUAACUUCUAAUGCAUUUUCUUGGUUUGAAAGUUUUUUUGCAUUCAGUCAGAAUGAUGGGUUUAUUCCCUCCACUCCUCAGUACACAGUUGUGUUGUUAAGCAGUGCUUGACUGCAUUAGCACUUGGUUGUAAAUGCAAAAUAUUUCCAAUUACAUAACUGCGGUGUUAAAUCUUUGUGUCUGUUCCCUUUUUGAAAAUAGUGGUGAAUUGUAUCAGUGAUCAUCGCUUCUUUUUCUCCAGCUCUGUUGUCAGGAAUCUGUGAUAAUAAUCUGUCCAUCUAUGAAGAUAAAUUUAUGUAGUAUGCAAUUAUACAGUAAUAUUUUAUUAUCCAGAUGUAAUAGCUGACAGUGAAUGACUGUGAACAUUUUUGAAAGAAGUUAAGAAUUUGUUAUUUGAUUGUUCUGUUCUUAAAUUUCUUUGUUCCUUACUAUGCCAUUUGUUAUUUGACUGACACUUUUUCACAACUCAGUUUCACUGUAUUGGAUCUUAAUUCUAUGUUUUGGGUGAAUAGUACUGGCAGCUGUCACUGGAGGGUUUCAGUUGCAUUGAACAGAGUCAGCCAGCUAUUAUUAUAGCCGUACAAGGGUGUUUCCCAGGCUGUGGUCGGUUGCCAUGCACAUUUAAUAAUCUAUUGUAGUUAUUUUUAGAAUUCUCUAGGUCGAUGUUUAUAUUUUGGCACUGUUAAAUUUAUUUGGUGUAAGUAAGCUUUGCAGAGCAUCUUGAAAAUCAUGGAUUUUAUCGAAUAUUCUUAAGUAGGCGUUUUAUUUCUUAUUACCAUUGUGAAAUUAUUGUCUAACCACAAAGGCCAUAAGAGUUUGAAGUCCACUUUACAAAAGUUAAAAAUUCCUGAAUAUAACUCACUGCUAUUUUUACAUGUGGCUACAAGACUGACUUGCAGUUGUCAAAAUGUUGUCACUUGACUUCUCUUUUCAUCUCAUCUCUUUUGAUUUCAGCUACCAUUUCCUAUCACUAAAAGUAUCUUUGAAUAAAAUCACUUUCAAAAUAAA
This is a messenger RNA of Scatophagus argus, 2258 nucleotides long. Its product is annotated as cytochrome b5. Gene Ontology annotation, cellular component: membrane; intracellular membrane-bounded organelle. Gene Ontology annotation, molecular function: heme binding. Lineage: Eukaryota; Metazoa; Chordata; Actinopteri; Scatophagidae. The record is from RefSeq and is a predicted model, not a curated record. The transcript is spliced from 5 exons. Bases 274 to 750 code for a protein of 158 amino acids.